Leucoraja erinaceus (little skate) is the source of this 1595-nucleotide messenger RNA. Its product is annotated as transmembrane protein 177-like. Lineage: Eukaryota; Metazoa; Chordata; Chondrichthyes; Rajiformes; Rajidae. The record is from RefSeq and is a predicted model, not a curated record.
UCACCUUACAAAGAUGGCCGCCGAGCUGGCCGCUGCGCUACCUGACCUUACAAAGAUGGCCGCUCUGACCUUACAAAGCUGGUUCUUCACUGCACCUUCCACUCUCCUGAGCAAAUAGACGGCAACGCUCCGCUAACCACGGGGUCGAACUACAGCCGUACUUUGUGCUACUGCGGCAGAGAGGUGGCGUGAAGUCACCAUAUUUUGCGACGUGUCCCUCUCCCGCAGCGUUUUGCUGAAAGCGUGGAGCCGGAGACCAGAUCCAUUUUGAUGAUGACAAAUCAGAUUUUUAAGAAACUUACUCUAUUUGGCAGCAAACAUAGAGUCAAGUUAUUAGCUGUUUCCUGUGGAGGAUUAUUUGCCACCAAUGCUUUCUGUCAUGUCUUUCCCCAACGGACGUAUGGAAAGUUGUAUCAAGCUUGGUCCAAGGGAGAUCCGGCUGAACUUCCAGAGAGGUUGAAAACCACUUUCCAAGAGGUGCUUCAAGAUGCCGGAGUGGAUUCAACGCAGAAUUAUACAGCGUUCGCUGCCUUCAGCUUUCAACCCGUGAGUGCGGGUGUUCCCUGGUUGCCCAGUGGAGCUCUCAUUGGCAUCCCAGUUAAUUUCAACAGCACAGGGGCGGAAGGGCAAGGAAUAACCAACCGAAUUGUCAUGAUUAAUGGCAGGAACGUCAAGUGGGAUAGUGAGGUGGGGAAAUCUCUGAGAGAAUCCCUCACCUUUUCCUCCGAUGCGCAGAGGUUUGCCAUUGCAAGAGAGGUGAUGUAUUUGCAAAGCAGUGGCCCCGUCCUUCAGUCGGCGCUCGCACCAGCUUGCUUAGCAGGCACGUACGUGAUAGGCGUGGCCUCGAAGCAAGCCCUCGGCCUUUACUCGGGACCCUUUUUAUUACGUGGAGUAUUUAACCUGGCUGCGGCAGCAGUGGGCUUUGUGGGUUAUUUUCUUUUUUCUGAUGCACUCAGUCACUGGCUCGACUACCGAUCAGACCACCGGACAGCAACAAUAUCAAAGAAUUAUGCAAAGGGAGGCAUUGAAUUUUAUGAUAAAGUUCUUGCACGAAAUCGAACUUUCCGUUUGCUCCUUGGCAAACAAGGGAUGGAAAUGUAUGCAACAAAUGGCAACCUUUUCCCUAAGCAUUGGUUCCGACUAAAACAUGCUCCUUACACCUCCAGGAAGGAGAUGAUUGAAAACACCCUGAAUGACUGUUGGAAGUAAAACUGAUUUGACAAUAUUUAUUUGCUCAUCUCCAUGUAUCAUGUAAACUUCGUCGAUUUUACUUGACUCUCAUCCAGAUUUUGUGUUUGAACUGAACCGCGUUGUCAUCUGAUUACUCAACCUUUGUGGGAACCAUUUUCGACUUCCAUUAUUGCAAAAACACAGUUGUGAGUUUAAAAUCUGUAAAACAGAGCUAAAGUGAAAUAUGCCACAGUCACAAUGUAAAAAAUCAAUGAUAUCCUUAACUUGCUUUUCAACUGCUAGUGUUUCUAAAACUACUGUUUGCCUUGUGCCAUGCAAGACUGAACUCUUGAUAAUUGACAAAAAUCCAAAAGCACAUAUUGAAUGUCAUGAAAUCUAAAUGCAAAAUAUACACACUUAUAGAC